AUGGGGAAGAUUAUCUUCUAUGAGGGAAAUAACUUCUCUGGACGUCAUUAUGAGUGCACCCAUGACUGUUCAGACCUGCUGAGCUUUUUCAGCCACUGCAAAUCUAUCAAGGUGGAGAGUGGCUGUUUUAUGGUCUAUGAAAAACCCAACUACGCUGGAAACCAGUUCUUCCUGAACAGAGGGGAGUAUCCUGAUAUCCAAAACUGGAUGGGAGUGUGCGACUCAGUCAGCUCCUGCCACCUCAUUCCCACGAAAUCGGGGUCAUUCAACGUACGACUGUAUGAGCGGAUAGAGUUUGGAGGUCAGAUGAUGGAUCUGAUGGACGACUGUCCCAGUGUCAUGGAACGCUUCAACGUCCACGACAUCUUCUCCUGCAAUGUGACUGACGGCAACUGGCUCUUCUACGAACACCCAAACUACCGGGGCAGGAUGUACCUGAUAAGGCCCGGGGAGUACAAGAGGUUCAGUGAGUGGGGCGGCAGGAGCGCCAGGGUCGGCUCCAUCAGGCGCAUCAUGGACUACUAA
Messenger RNA from Sphaeramia orbicularis (orbiculate cardinalfish), 525 nucleotides. RefSeq names its product gamma-crystallin M2-like. Gene Ontology annotation, biological process: visual perception; lens development in camera-type eye. NCBI's taxonomy places the organism in Eukaryota, Metazoa, Chordata, Actinopteri, Kurtiformes, Apogonidae. The record is from RefSeq and is a predicted model, not a curated record. The transcript is spliced from 3 exons. Bases 1 to 525 code for a protein of 174 amino acids. Gene Ontology annotation, molecular function: structural constituent of eye lens.